AUGGGUUAUGUUCCAGGAGCUGGUUUAGGACGAAACGGUGAAGGCAUGAGGCACCCAAUCCUAAUAAUCGAUAAGCGAAAUUGUCAUGGUUUGGGCUUUGAUGAGAACAUGGGUUCUAAGGUUAUGAAAAAGAAGUCUCUCACUUUGAAUGGGCAAUUUGUGUUGCAAAAUGACACUGAGCCAUUUUAUGAGUUUCUUGAACCUUGGUAUGACUUGGAUAAAGAGAAAAUUCUCCCUAGGUUAGAAAUUUUCUUUGCAGAAGCAAGGAAUGAAGAAUUUACUAAGAAAUGGUUUGAUAAGAAACCAGUAUCUAAGAAAGAUUUUGAUUGGGUUGACCAUCUAAAGCAAAGAGUUCUAAGAGGCUUGUUUUCAUCAAUUUUUGAUUAUGAAGUCCGAUUAGAUCCCAUUACGCUUAUUACUCCAAUAAAAACAGAAGUUGGAAACAAUAUCCGAUCCGAAAAUCGAGAAAAAUUCCCUUUUUUCCCUAAACUAUAUACUUUUCAAUCCUCUAUCUCUGACGGUUAUGAAACCGAUAGCUCAUCAUCUAGCCAAUCAUUUAUCCAUACACCGCCUGAUAUCCCAUAUCAUGAAGAUAUCGAUAAAAUCACUUGUACAGAUAAUGAUGUAAAAGAAGUCAAGAUAGGAUCCACCCUUUCCCUCGAUGAACAAAAUGCAUUUGUUAUUUUACUUAAAAAAUAUGUGGAUGUCUUUGCAUGGUCUUAUGCUGAUAUGCCUGGUGUCGAUCGUAGCAUUGCUGAACAUCGUAUACCACUCUAUCCCGAUAGCAAGCCAAAGCAACAAAAGCUUCGUAGAAUGAAACUGGAAGUUAGUCUCAAAGUUAAGGAGGAAAUUCAAAAGCAGCUUGAAGCCAACUUCAUUAAACCAAUUAAGCAUCCGGAAUGGCUAGCGAAUGUGGUGGUAGUACCCAAAAAAGAUGGAAGGGUCAGAGUGUGCAUUGAUUUUAGGGAUUUAAAUUCAGCAUCACCAAAAGACUAUUUUCCUUUACCCCACAUUGAUGUUCUGGUUCAUAACACUACUGGACAUGCCAUGUUCUCAUUCAUGGACGGAUUCUCGGGAUAUAAUCAGGUGCUUAUGUCAGAAGAGGACAUGUCCAAAACUUCUUUUAUUACCCCAUGGGGAACCUUUUGUUAUAGAGCAAUGCCCUUUGGAUUAAAGAAUGCCGGGGCAACCUAUCAACGGGCUGCAACGACGAUUUUGCAUGACCUCAUCCACGAUAUUGUGGAGGUUUAUGUUGAUGACAUGAUUGUCAAAAGUCAUGAUCGUGAAACGCACCUUGAUGCUUUAAAAUCAUUCUUCGAUAGAAUUAGGAAAUACAAUCUGAGAUUGAAUCCUCAGAAAUGUGUAUUUGGAGUAACUUCGGGAAAAAUUCUAGGCUUCGUUGUAAGUCAAGACGGAAUUAAGGUUGAUUCUGACAAGGUAAAGGCCAUACAAGAGCUUCCUCCGCCAAGGACGGAAAAGGAGAUUCGGGGAUUUCUUGGUAGAAUUCAAUAUAUUAGUAGGUUCAUAUCGCAAUUGACAACCCGGUGUGAACCUAUAUUUAUGUUACUUAAGAAAAAUGUUCCUACAAAAUGGAAUGACGAAUGUCAAGCCUCAUUUGAUUCAAUGAAAAAAUACCUCUCCAAUCCUCCAGUUUUAAUGUUGUCGAAACCAGGGCAGCCCUUGAUAUUAUAUCUUACUAUUACGGAAACAGCCAUGGGAGCUCUUUUGGCACAAUACCAAGAGGGUACAAGGAAGGAAAUAGCUAUCUACUACCUCAGUAAAAAGUUCCUUGAGUAUGAAACUAGAUACUCUCCUUUAGAAAGAGCUUGCAUUGCCCUUAUUUACGAGACAAAGAAGCUUCGACAUUAUUUGCAAGCACAUACUACUUAUCUGGUUUCGAGAAUUGUUAUUCAGUGCGUGAAUCAAAAGUCUGUCAAAGGGAGGGCUAUAUCUGAAGCUUUGGCUGAUGGACCUAUAUCGGGUGAUGAAUUUGAUGAUGAUUUUCCAGAUGAACAUAUUUUCUGUCUUAGUACGUCACAAUGGACGAUGUAUUUCGACGGAGCCUCAAAUAGAAGGGGAAAUGGUGCAGGGGUGUUUUUGAUCGAUCCUUAUGGAGUACAUAUUCCUUUUGCUGUGAAGCUUAGUUUCCCAACGACGAAUAACAUGGCUGAAAAUGAAGCCUGCAUCUAUGGAAUCAAAGCGGCAUUAGCAGCUGGUGCAAAAAAUCUCACAGUAUACGAUGAUUCUUAUCUCAUAAUUUCCCAGACUAUUGGAGCUUGGAAAGUUCGAGACGAAAGGUUGCAAAUGUACACGGAGUAUCUUCAAAAAUUUAUCCCAUUCUUUGAAGAAAUAGAAUUCAAACAUCUCCCUCGCGAACAAAACAGUUUCACCGAUGCUUUGGCAAAUCUGGCGGUAAAUUUAACUUGGGACGAUGAUGUGAAGGUACAAUCGGUAACAAUUGUAGAAAAAGAAAUUCCAGUGGUUAAUUUUAAACCAACAAUUGCUUUAUUAACCCAAGAAGAUGAUAAGGAUACUUGGUAUACUGACGUUAAAAAGUAUUUAAUCAAUGGAGAAUAUCCUGAAGGAAGUCACAAGAAGGAUCAAUUGGCUAUUCGAAGGCUAGCUUCUCAUUUCACAAUGUUAAAAGGUUUGUUGUAUCAUAAGAUUUUUGAUGGAAAUUUGCAAUUAUGCAUCGAUGGGGAGCUGACACAAAGGAUCAUGGAAGAGGUACAUGGGGGAGAAUGUGGGCCUCACAUGAAUGGACGAAUGCUUGCUCGGAAGAUUCUGCGAGCAGGGUAUUAUUGGACCACUUUGGAAAGUGAUUGCAUCCAUUUCGUACGAACAUGA
Molecule: messenger RNA, 2847 nt
Organism: Chenopodium quinoa (quinoa)
Lineage: Eukaryota; Viridiplantae; Streptophyta; Magnoliopsida; Caryophyllales; Amaranthaceae
Exons: 3
Coding region: 1-2847 (948 amino acids)
Molecular function (GO): RNA-DNA hybrid ribonuclease activity; nucleic acid binding
Source: RefSeq, a predicted model, not a curated record